AUGAAUAUGAAUACAUCAACUCUUUCAUUAUAUACUAAUUCAACUCAAUCGACUUUAUCGUCCGGAUAUCCAAUUCGAUUUUGGUCUUAUCUCUUUUCGAACAUAUUUUCAUUACUUACUGGCUUUUUUGAUUUAUAUUAUUUACUAUCUGAUGCUUCAUUACGUCAAGCAUUACAUAAUUAUGUGAUUAUUAUAUUAUUAUGUCUUGGAGUAUUUUAUGAAUUAACCGAUAUCAUUUGGAUACUUUAUAAUGAUCAUAAUCGUCGACCAUUAAUUCGGGCAACAGUUUUUUAUGAAAUUUGGACAUAUAUUAAUUAUACAUUUUAUUCCAUCGCAUUGGAAUUAUUUGCAUGGGCAACUAUUGAAAGACAUAUAUUAAUAUUUCAUCAAAAUUGGAUUGCAACAAAACGUCGAUGUUUUUUCUUUCAUUAUUUUCCUCCAAUAGCCAUUAUAAUAUAUUAUUUAAUUUACUUAGCUUAUGUUCAUUUCGAUCCAUUUUGUGUCAGUGAUUUUCAAGAUUUUCUUAAUGGUGGUAUUCAUAUACCGUGCGCUUUUUAUCGAACGGUAUUGGGCUUAUGGGAUAUAGAUUUUCAUCAAGUAUUUCCAACAUUAGUUAUUGUCGGUUGUAGUAUUGGAUUAAUUAUUCGUACAAUCAUUCAACGGCAAAAGUUAACUCAUGAAAUUCAAUGGAAAAAAUAUCGAAAAAUGAUUGUACAAUUAUUAUCAAUAUCCGUACUUUAUAUAACAUGUAACGGACCUUGGGUUUUAGUUAUCUUUGCAUUUCAAUUUGGUUUAUCACCAGCUUUAACUGCCAUUGCUUUGACUUAUACGGGAUUUCUUUAUUAUUAUGUUAUUUUUCUUUUCCCAAUGGUUUGUUGUUUAUCAUUACCUGAACUUAGAAAAAAGUUCAGAGAAAAGAUUUUAUUUUGUUUUAAACAAAAAAGCAAAAAAACAAAUGUGGCAUUAUCAACAACAAAAGGUACAAUGGCUAGUAAUACAAAAUAG
This is a messenger RNA of Adineta ricciae, 1005 nucleotides long. The record is from the annotation of a GenBank genome assembly. Lineage: Eukaryota; Metazoa; Rotifera; Eurotatoria; Adinetida; Adinetidae.